AUGCAGCCCCGUCGCAUGCCAGCAGUCAAACCCUACGGCGAUGGCGGUCAUCAACCCUCCAGCCUCAAAAAUCAAGGGAGGUCUGUGUGCGAUGCGCCUUUCCUCCGCGUGGCCGUAGCUGCUUCCGCAGCAGAGGCUGCAGCAGAGGCUGCCGCAGCGGCGGCGGCAGGUGCUGCAGCAGCGACAGCCGAAGCCUUGAGGAUCCAGAGUCCCCUCUUCAAUCACUAUCUGCUGCUGCGCUUGUGCAGCCACGUGCAGCAGACAGCGCUGCAGCAGCAGCAUAUCGCUCUCUUGCAUGUUCCUGCUGCUUCUGGGAGAAGCGGCGGCUCCAGCAGCAAAGAUGCAAAGGAGGCUAACGACGGCAGCAGCAGAGCUGCUGCCGUUGCUCUGUGGCGUGAGAGAGCAGCAAACACGCCUCUCCCCGCAGUUGUAGCGCGCAUGCUGCAACUGCUGAUGCAGCUUGAUCGCAGCAGCAGCAACAAUCGUGUCUUGUGGGAGUGUUACGCAGCGGUUGCACCGACGCUUUUGCUGCUGGUGCAGCCGCAGCUACUGGAACGUGACUUGACGGCCGCCUCCUUUCGGCAGCUGCCGCCUGAGCAGAAGAUGGCUUACCGUAUCAGGGACCUGCUUUCUUCGUACGGCUGGAGGGCGCCUCUGCAGCGGCAGCAGCAGCAGCAGCAGCAGCUCGUUGAACUGCAUGAGCAGCCGCUGCAUCUGCUGGAGUUGCAGCACGACGAGCUGCUGCUGCAGGUCGUCUUUCUGCUGCUCCUGACUUCGCACAGGUUGCUGCACUGGCAGCAGCAUGCAGCUUAUGAGAGGCAGCGGCCUGCCUUCCGCCGCCCCGGGGUUGUUUUGCCACCGAGCGCCGUUCCGACUGCUGCUGCCGCUGCACAGCGGAGAGGACAAGAGUGGCAGCAGUUGCUGCUUUCUCCUGCUUCGCUCGCUUCUGCGUGCGGCAUUCUUGCAGCAAGAGCCUGGUUCUGGCUAAUGGACUCUUUGCAGGAAGGGUCUGAGGCUUCGGCAGUGGCUGCAGCUGCCGCCGAAGCUUCCCCAACCCUCCCGCAGUCUGCCUCUGCGCGACUUGCUGCUGCUGCAGGCGCAGAACCGCGGAGCUGGAUUGAAGCUCCUGCUGCUGUAGCCGUCUUCUUGGGAGCGCCUUUGCUCUCCGACACAGGUCUUUCCGCCGCGGCAGCCGCAGCAAGUACACUGGGGGGCCCUGUUGCCGCUGUGGAAGGGGGUCGUACGAUGCUGCAGCUGCUGCAGCUGCGUGCUCAGAGGCACCAGCAGCAACCCACGCUGGUCCUCUCAGAUUCUCCUGAGGCGGCAGUUGCUGCUGUCGCUGCUGCUUGGCGGCAGCUGCAGCGCCGUAGCAUUGGGUCGCGUCUGCGGCGCAUGCUCUGGACGAACAACAGCAACAGCAGCAACAACAGCAGCAGCAACAACAAUAGCGGCAGAAAUAUUGAGAACUUGCGAUGCAGAGUAAUGGCGCUUGCUGCAGCCAUUAGAGCUGCAGUGGAUGCUCUGAAUGAGAAAGGUACUUGCGUGCAGGCGCUUUCACUGCAGCAGCAGCAGCAGCUGACUAUGCAGCAGCAGCAGACGCUGCAGCGCCAGCAGCAGCUGCUGGCAGAAGCCGCGAACGCAGCUGUACGUACACCCCACCACCUUCACAGCUUCAACCACAACUACGAUGACUUAACGGGGCACUGGACGCGGGCGGUAGUGGCAGCCGCUGCAACCGCCCUCGCUGCCGUCGUGCUGCUGCUGGCAGCAACAACUCUCAACAACAUAGGGCCCACUGCAAUGGGAGUUCCAAACACUUUGCUGCAGUACACCGGCUUUCCGUGGCUGUGGCGCUGGGUCUGGUAUGGCAGCAGCAGCAGCAACAGCAGCAGCAGCAGCAGCAAUGCGGGGGGUGGCGGCAGUGCUGUAGGGGAUUACCGCCAGUACUUGCAACGCGACCCCGCAGUAGCAGCAGCCGCACAGCAGCUGCAGCAGUGGCCUUCCGAGUCAACGGCUGCGGCAGCGGCUGCAGCUGGAUUCUACCAGCAGCAGCAGUUUGGAUCUGAGCUGGAUGCUCGUGUGUCUGCCCUGUAUAUGGCUCUGGCGAGGGAGAAUGGCACUCCUGCUGCUACGGCUGCUGCGCCCUUCGGGGUGGCGCAGCCACAAUAUCCUGCGGCGGCAGUGCCUGUGCAGUAUGCCGAUCCCGCAGGCUUAAUGGAUCCCAGAAUGGGGGGUUCAUCGGGAGCUACCCGCUUAGAGCAGAAAGGAAUGCGCUUUUUCCCAGUCGUUGUAACGACGCCAGGUGCGACGGUAACCCUUAAUCCUUUGCCUGAGCAGGGCGCCUCUAGUGCUCAAUCUGCAUUCUUUCGCUCGACGCCUUACGCGUCAGGUGUGUUGCUUUCAGCUGCGUGCCACACUGCUUUACCAAAAACUGAGGAGAGGGAAGCAGAGGACACAGGGGCGUAG
This is a messenger RNA of Cyclospora cayetanensis, 2466 nucleotides long. RefSeq lists its product as uncharacterized. The record is from RefSeq and is a predicted model, not a curated record. The transcript is spliced from 4 exons. Lineage: Eukaryota; Apicomplexa; Conoidasida; Eucoccidiorida; Eimeriidae. Bases 1 to 2466 code for a protein of 821 amino acids.